Molecule: messenger RNA, 11152 nt
Organism: Mercenaria mercenaria
Lineage: Eukaryota; Metazoa; Mollusca; Bivalvia; Venerida; Veneridae
Exons: 6
Coding region: 165-1019 (284 amino acids)
Source: RefSeq, a predicted model, not a curated record
ACCGAUAGAUUAACGGUUAAAAAUUCGUUCAAAACUGUGACUGUGACCUCCGUUGAGCUACUUUCAGUUUGACUUGUCGCAUCAAAUUGUGUGUAUUACUUAAAGAAAAAUACAUCAUAAAUCAAAUCUUGUUAAGAAGUAGGAACAGACUGUAGUGGUUAGUCAUGUCUGAAUCCAAGGAAAUGGAGAAACUACGACUGGUCACCUACCUGUCACCAGGUAUACCCGUGGAGAUAUUCGAGACAUUCAUGAAUUACCAGGAGGAAGUGACAGGUAGAGACGCGUACCUGAUCUAUGAGUCACGAUGGUCAGGACCCCCUGCAGACAGGACUGAUCCUUUCACAGCUAACGAGGUUGACAUUGCAUUUAUGGAGAGCACAGAUUAUCUUAGGCUGGUUAAACAUAACAAUAAAUUCAUAGAACUUUGUGGUGUAGGACCAGUCCAUGUUCAUCCAAAAAACACAGGAAGACCAGUCUACUAUAGUGACAUCAUUAUCAAUGCCAGAAACAAAUUAAAGUACAAAGAGUUGCACGAUCUUAGAGGCCAUACAUUUGGAUUUAGUUCAAGGAACUCUGUCUCGGGCAGUGUAGUUAUGUUGGAACAAUUGAAAAAACUCGGACAGGAUGCUUCAUUCUUCGGGAAAGUUUAUGAAUCAGGUUCUCAUCUUGCUUCUAUAAGGAGUGUUUUAGACAGUGAUGUGGAUGUGGCAGCCGUCGACUCCAAUGUUCUCGCAGGUUUUCUACGAUCGCAUCCAAACUUUAAGGAUGAUUUACAUGUAAUUAGCUCGUUAGGACCUCUACCGACAUAUGCUAUAGUGUUUAAUACAAGAUUAUCAGAAAAAUUGCAAUCUCAGAUCACGAAAGGAUUUCUUGGCAUGACCAAAUCGAUGAAGUGGAAUGCGCAGCUGCAGAACCAUGGGAUAUCUGGAUUUUUGCCGAUAGAUUCCUCACAUUACGAUAUCGAAAAAGAUCUGAAAACUGCCAUCGGCAAACUCUCAAUGUCGUCUACUUAUUAUUAGAUUAUUGAAUUUGUUAUAUUUAUGAUAUAUAUUUUACCAUAAAUUAUAUAAGUAUUAAUCAGAAUCCAAAAUAAUGUAGAAAUUUAUGUGAUAAUUGUAGCACAGUCUGGACUGUCUUAUGUGACUAUCCAUGGGAAUCAGGAGAAAAAUGUUGUACAAGACGGAUGGUGUUAUAACAUAGACAUGUAACUGCCUACCAUUAAAUAUAUGUGGAUUAUCUUAUAAAUGUUGUUUGUUUUGGAAAAAUUAAUGGCUUCUAGACUGGUCAAGAAAGACAACUCUAGAUGAAUAGAUAGGUUGGAGUUUUAAUUUUGGCAGUUUGUAAAAGGUUGCUAUUAACAGACAAAUUAUAGUUUUAUCUAUUCAUUUGUGGCAUUAUAUUGCAAGGUCAGUAGUUAUUUAAGCAAGAGAGUCAUUAUUAACAUAGUUUUAUUGUAAAAUGAAACAUACUGAAGGGAAAAUGGUCAGGUAAGACAGGAAGUCAUUGGAAACAGGAUUGCUAAGGCAGUCAAGACUGUACAUGUACAUACUUGUUGUAUUGCUUUCACAUCAUUUCGUUGUUUUUGUGACCCCUAAAAUUUUUUUGUAGGGGCACUUAAGAGCUGCCCUUGUUCGUACUUCUGUCCGUCUGUCCGAAUUUGUGUUGUGCAGAUUUCAAAAGGUAUAAUGACCUGGAGUCAUCAAACCUCGAAGGAUUAUUAUUCAGCAUGUGAAGUUAUGCACCUGGUGUUUUAAUUGGGAUUUUACACAGUCAAACAAGAGUUAUGGCCCUUGGCUUAGUCAAAAAUAUGCAUACAGUGGCAGAAAGUGGGGCACCAGUGUCCUAUGGACACACAUAUAUUUAUAUGAUUAUGCUUUUUUGAAAGUUUAAAAGUGAUUGGUCUUUGUAGUUUAUACAUAAUUUGUGUUAAAGGUAGAAAUUAACAUAAAAUCAAUAUCAAUAUAUAAACAGUUUUUCUUAAGUUUUACAGUACUAUUACAAAGUUACUUAUAUCAGAGUGACCUUGGUUCUUGCAUGAAAAAGGUGCCAAAAUUUGCAAAAGGCGAGUUCCAUUUAGAAUUCAGUGCAACUGUUGACAUGCAAUGUUAGUCAAUACCAAAAUUAUGCUUUCUUAAUGGAUCAGAGGGCCACUGGCUGUGUGGAACAGGUUACUGACUUCAAAACACUUGCCAUCCACUGUUCUGGUCUGAAACCUCACUUGAGGUGUUCAAUUCUUCAGACAGCUAGCUUCCUAAAGGUCGAUGAGUCGACCUAAGGGCCUGCUCCUGCCUGAAACAAAGCACGGGAGGACACCUAGGAUCUUCCUUCACUAUCAAAAGCUGGGAUAAUGAAUAAAUGCAUUAAAGAUCAAAAUUAUUAAUAUUUUUUAGCUCACCUGUCACAAAGUGACAAGGUGAGCUUUUGUGAUCGCGCGGCGUCCGUCGUCCGUGCGUGCGUCCGUGCAUAAACUUUUUGCUUGUGACCACUCUAGAGGUCACAUUUUUCAUGGGAUCUUUAUGAAAAUUGGUCAGAAUGUUCAUCUUGAUGAUAUCUAGGUCAAGUUCGAAACUGGGUCACGUGCGGUCAAAAACUAGGUCAGUAGAUCUAAAAAUAGAAAAACCUUGUGACCUCUCCAGAGGCCAUAUUUUUCAUGAGAUCUUCAUGAAAAUUGGUCAGAAUGUUUAUCUUGAUGAUAUCUAGGUCAAGUUCGAGACUGGGUCACGUCGGGUCAAAAACUAGGUCAGUAGGUCUAAAAAUAGAAAAACCUUGUGACCUCUCUAGAGGCCAUAUUUCUCAAUGGAUCUUCAUGAAAAUUGGUCAGAAUGUUCAUCUUGAUGAUAUCUAGGUCAGGUUCGAAACUGGGUCACGUGCGGUCAAAAACUAGGUCAGUAGAUCUAAAAAUAGAAAAACCUUGUGACCUCUCUAGAGGCCAUAUUUUUCAUGAGAUCUUCAUGAAAAUUGGUCAGAAUGUUCAUCUUGAUGAUAUCUAGGUCUAGUUCGAAACUGGGUCACAUGGGGUCAAAAACUAGGUCAGUAGGUCUAAAAAUAGAAAAACCUUGUCACCUCUCUAGAGGCCAUAUUUCUCAAUGGAUCUUCAUGAAAAUUGGUCAGAAUGUUCAUCUUGAUGAUAUCUAGGUCAAGUUUGAAACUGGGUCAUGUGGGGUCAAAAACUAGGUCAGUAGAUCUAAAAAUAGAAAAACCUUGUGACCUCUCUAGAGGCCAUAUUUUUCAAGAGAUCUUCAUGAAUAUUGGUCAGAAUGUUCAUCUUGAUGAUAUCUAGGUAAAGUUCGAAACUGGGUCACGUGGGGUCAAAAACUAGGCAGUAGGUCUAAAAAUAGAAACACCUUGUGACCUCUCUAGAGGCCAUAUUUCUCAAUGGAUCUUCAUGAAAAUUGGUCAGAGUGUUCAUCUUGAUGAUAUUUAGGUCAAGUUCGAAACUGGGUCACGUGGGGUCAAAAACUAGGUCAGUAGGUCUAAAAAUAGAAAAACCUUGUGACCUCUCUAGAGGCCAUAUUUUUCAAGAUAUCUUCAUGAAUGUUAGUGAGAAUGUUCAUCUUGAUGAUAUCUAGGUCAAGUUCGAAACUGGGUCACGUGGGGUCAAAAACUAGGUCAGUAGGUCUAAAAAUAGAAAAACCUUGUGACCUCUCUAGAGGCCAUAUUUCUUAAUGGAUCUUCAUGAAAAUUGGUCAGAAUGUUCACCUUGAUGAUAUCUAGAUCAGAUUUGAAACUGGGUCACGUGCGGUCAAAAACUAGGUCAGUAGGUCUGAAAAUAGAAAACAUUUUGUGACCUCUCUAGAGGCCAUAUUUUUCAUGGGAUCUUUAUGAAAAUUGGUCAGAGUGUUCACCUUGAUGAUAUCUAGGUCAGGUUUGAAACUGGGUCACGUGCGGUCAAUAACUAGGUCAGUAGAUCUAAAAAUUGAAAAACCUUGUGACCUCUUUAGAGGCCAUAUUUUUCAAGAGAUCUUUAUGAAAAUUGGUCAGAAUGUUCACCUUGAUGAUAUCUAGGUCAAGUUUGAAACCAAUUCACGUGCGGUCAAAAACUAGGUCAGUAGGUCUAAAAAUAGAAAAACCUUUUGAUGUCUCUAGAGGCCAUAUUUCUCAAUGGAUCUUCAUGAAAAUUAAUGAGAAUGAUCAGCUUGAUGUAAUCUAGGUCAAGUUCAUAACUGGGUCAUGUGCGGUCAAAAACUAGGUCAGUAGGUCGAAAAAUAGAAAAACCUUGUGACCUCUCUAGAGGCCUUAUUUUUCACGAGAUCUUCAUGAAAAUUGGUGAGAAUGUUCACCUUGAUGAUAUCUAGGUCAAGUUUAAAAGUUGUUCACGUGCCUUCAAAAACUAGGUCAUUAGGUCAAAUAAUAGAAAAACCUUGUGACCUCUCUAGAGGUCAUAUUUUUCAAUGGAUCUUCAUAAAAAUUGGUCAGAAUUUUUUAUCUUGAUGAUAUCUAGGUCACAUAUGCUCAAAAACUAGGUCACUAUGUCAAAUAAUAGAAAUAACGACGUCAUACUCAGUUCAACACUGGGUCAUGUGGGGAUAGGUGAGCGAUUCAGGACCAUCAUGGUCCUCUUGUUUAUCAUACUGCUUUGUUAAAAUGUUAAAACAGGAACAUUUUAGUUUCAACAGAUAAGCUUUUGGUGCAAUUGGGUAUUUACCCAUCACUUUUUGUCUGAAUUGGGAAUUUGAAAUCUGAAAUGGGUAAAAAUAAUAUUACCCAGCCUUUUCAGAAGUAAUUGGAUAUUUGCUAAAUUAGUCCAGUUGGCCUAUUAAUAUGUACUGUAUUUAGCAGAAGAAAAAUUUCUAUACCAGUAUAUAUUUUUUAAUAAAUAUAUUCAUGAUUGAACUCUCCUGAAAAUGUUCAUCAAACAGUCUUAAUCACUCAACAACUAAUUUAUUUUCUAAAAAUACAAGCAAUAUAGAUCUAUAAGAAAAAUGCAUACACAAUUUCCAAAUAUUCUUUGUUCUGUUUUUAAUUAAUAUAAUAUAAAUAAUAAUAAAUGAUACAUAAAUGGCCGACUUGACCCGGCCAAGUUCGCAGAGGUGCACUUUUGGGGCCAUAUAUGAUAUCCCAAAUGAUGUAAGAUGUAUCGGUAACAUUAUAUCAUCACAAACAGAUAACUGUCUUUGUUGAACAAUAAAAUAUCUUUCUAUUUUGAUUGUUUGUGCUGCAACAAUGUUUUUUUCUGCGACCUUUUUUGGUUUAGGUCAUUUUAUCGGCGUAAUUGUUUACAAAAGCGUCCAAAUAACAACGAUCAGACUGAAUGGUCCUGUGAUUUUUCUGAUAAAUAGCAACCUGUUCUGCUGUAGGGUAUAACCAGUCUGUUGUCUAGCGUUAAAGUCCCAACAUGAUUUUUAAUGAAUUGGGUAUUAGGAAUUUUAAUUGCGUUUCAGUAAGCACGCUGUAUGAAUUCAGUUGGGCUUUUUGCAACUUAAAUUGCAUAAAUACUCAAAUAUGCAGCUUAUCUGGAGCUCUGUUUCAAUGUGUCACAUUCCGUUGUUAGAACAUAAUUGUGUUAGUAUUUUCUUGUGAUGGGUUUGCAGGAAGUUAUUGUUUUCAAUGUUGUUGCUAUUGUUAUGUAUUGAAGUUAUCUAAAGUUAAGCAUUGGACAGAUUGAGAUAUUAACCUUACCCUGCUCAAUUUCUAAAAUGGACUAGUCCAUCAUUCAAUUUUGGGUAAUACCAUUUAUUAUUCGAAGAUGGUUUCACUGAAAAUUUACUGUCUUAAUAGCGAACAGUGCAGACCAUUAUCAACCUGCAUGGAUGUGCAGGCUGAUCAUGAUCUACACUGGUUGCAAGGGCAGAAUCAAUCGUGUUCAGCAUGAAAAGGGUUAAUAUUUGAACUUGUACUUUUUACAAAUCAAGACAUAAUAUUAGGUGUCUGCUGAUCAGCCUAGUAGCUGUGCUGUAUAUAAUGAAUGUACAUGGUUUUGAACUAGAAAAUUAUGUUUUAGGAGUGCUUUUUGAAUUUGCAUCUAAAUUUCAUUAAAAUUGCAAUGCUUGAAGUUUGACAUCACAGGUAAUAUUAUGUGUACCAGUAUAAAUGCAUGUAUAAAAUUCUCAACCUGUUUUAACUAUAAAAAUUUUGCACAGGCAUUUUUCUGAUGUUAGUUGUUUUGGUCUUACACAUACAGAUAUUCUGAAGUUAAAAUAUAUUUUGGGCAAAAAAAGAUCAGAUUGGACUUAAAUAAAUUCACACUGCUGGAAUGUACAGUUUAAAAGUAAAAUAUAUAUGUGUGUGUCUUGGAGCAAACUCCAUUUGUAAUAAUUUAAUCAACGAAAAGUAUGAUGAAAAGUUCUUUUGAAGCUUUUUGACUUGUUGUGUAAAAUUUAAGCUUUGUUAGAUAUAAAUCUCACUUGUUCUAGAGAGCUGUUAAAAACCACUGCAUUGUUACAUACUGUCAAACCUGUUUUAGCAGCCAGUCAAUAGAGUGACAUAAUCUGCUACUUAAGAGAGGUGGAAAUUUGAACAAAAAGUCAAUUUGGGAGUAAGCUGAUUGGCUGCUUAAGGCAAGUGGCUGCUUAAUGCAGGUGGCCAGUAAGACAGGUUCAAGUGUACUAGAAUACAGCAUAGGAAUUUUUGUUAUUCUCCCAUGUCAAAUUGCAAAAAAACUCAUUUGGAUGAAAUUAAGUGCUGAACACCAAAUACAUUAACUUGAAUAAUGUUAGUUAAUUGUGCUAUCAAGUGAAGUUUGGUCCCAAUCACAGUGGCAAAUCAUACGUUUUUCCCAAAAAAAAUUUAAGCUGACAUUUCCAAAAGUAAAAAAACUUUUUGACGUAAGACUGUCCCCAUGGAAACUUUCACAUAUUCUACCUUGUACAAAGUACAGAAUACUCAAGUUAAGUGCAACAGUGUGGUUCUGUGAAAUGGAAGUGUUAUUUUAAAGAACAGUGCUAAUUUUUAUCUCACCUGUCACAAAGUGACAAGGUGAGCUUUUGUGAUCGCGCAGCGUCCGUCCAUCCGUGCGUGCGUCCGUGCGUAAACUUUGCUUGUGACCACUCUAGAGGUCACAUUUUUGAUGAGGUCUUUAUGAAAAUUGGUCAGAAUGUUCAGUUUGAUGAUAUCUAGGUCAAGUUGGAAACUGGGUCAUGUGCGGUCAAAAACUAGGUCAGUAGGUCUAAAAAUAGAAAAACCUUGUGACCUCUCUAGAGGCCAUAUAUUUCACAACAUCUUCAUGAAAAUUGGUCAGAAUGAUCACCUUGAUGAUAUCUAGGUCAAGUUUGAAACUGGGUCACGUGCCUUCAAAAACUAGGUCAGUAGGUCAGAUAAUAGAAAAACCUUGUGACCUCUCUGAAGGCCAUAUUUUUCAUGGGAUCUGUAUGAAAGUUGGUCUGAAUGUUCAUCUUGAUGAUAUCUAGGUCAAGUUCGAAACUGGGUCACGUGCUAUCAAAAACUAGGUCAGUAGGUCCAAAAAUAGAAAAACCUUGUGACCUCUCUAGAGGCCAUACUUUUAAAUGGAUCUUCAUAAAGAUUGGUCAGAAUGUUCAUCUUGAUGAUAUCUAGGUCAAGUUCGAAACUGGGUCACGUGCCUUCAAAAUGUAGGUCAGUAGGUCAAAUAAUGAAAAAACCUUGUGACCUCUCUAGAGGCCAUAUUUUUCAUGGGAUGUGUAUGAAAGUUGGUCUGAAUGUUCAUCUUGAUGAUAUAUAGGUCAAGUUUGAAACUGGGUCAACUGAGAUCAAAAACUAGGUCAGUAGGUCUUAAAAUAGAAAAACCUUGUGACCUCUCUAGAGGCCAUACCCUUGAAUGGAUCUUCAUGAAAAUUGGUCAGACUGUUCAUCUUGAUGAUAUCUAGGUCAAGUUUGAAAACUGGGUCACGUGCCUUCAAAAACUAGGUCAGUAGGUCAGAUAAUAAAAAAACGUUGUGACCUCUCUAGAGGCCAUACUUUUCAUGGGAUCUGUAUGAAAAUUGGUCUGAAUGUUCAUCUUGAUGAUAUCUAGUCAUGAUCAAGUUUGAAACUGGGUCAACUGCGGUCAAAAACUAGGUCAGUAGGUCUAAAAUUAGAAAACUCUUUUGACCUCUCUAGAGGCCAUAUUUUUCAAUAGAUCUUCAUGAAAAUUGGUCUGAAUGUUCACCUUGAUGAUAUCUAGGUCAGUUUCGAAACAGGGUCAGGUACCUUCGAAAACUAGGUCAAUAGGUCAAAUAAUAGAAAAACGUUGUGACCUCUCUAGAGGCCAUAUUUUUCAAUGGAUCUUCAUGAAAAGUAGUCAGAAUUUUUAUCUUGAUGAUAUCUAGAUCAAAUUCAAAACUGGGUCACAUGAGCUCAAAAACUAGGUCACUAUGUCAAAUAAUAGAAAAAACGACGUCAUACUCAAAACUGGGUCAUGUGGGAACAGGUGAGCGAUUCAGGACCAUCAUGGUCCUCUUGUUUAAUUUUUAUGACAAAACUGCUGAUAUUUUUGAGUAUUAUUUGUGUCAGAGUAUUGAAUUGCUAAAAAAUGUUGAUUUUGAAAAAAAAAAUCUGUCCAGGUUUAAUAUAGUAAAAGAAAGAAGACGGCUCAAGUUUGCAAUGUGUUUCGUAUUAAAAUACUUCUUUGGGCAAACAUACAAUACAUGUUUAUACAAACAUGUAUGACGUCAUGACCAGGUCCAGGUUUAAUUGAAUAUAGAUAUACUACUGUGGUUGUUCAUAAUUACGAGUAUAUUUUCUUACAUAUUAAGGAAUGGAUAUUUUUAUAGCAGAAUAUUUUCAUUGAAGUUUAUCAUCAUAUAGACUGUAACAUAUCAAUUACUAUGAAAUCAUUCAAUUUUGAGGGGACAAAAUUUUGGUUUUGGCCAAAAUGGCUGUUUUGAGGGGAUAAGAAUUUGUGGACUUUGACCUUUAACCAUUACCCUGCUUAAUUUCUAUAAUGAACUUAUCCUACAUUUCAGUUUGGACAGUAAUGAUUAACUGUUAAAAGGGGUGCUUACCAAAAAGAUACUGGCUGAAUGGUGAACAGUGCAGAUCAUAAUCAGCCUGCACAUCCGUGCAGUGUGAUCAUGAUCUGCACUGGUCGCAAAGGCAGAAUCAAUCGUGUCCAGCAUGAUAAGGGUUAACUAAGUAACAGAAUCCAUUAAAAUUAGUCCACCACAGUAUAUUAAAUAUUUGAAAUUUAAACAUGUUUAGUUCUUUUUUUUCUGUAGAAAGUUACUGUGUAAUACAGGUUAUGAGUUGGGUACAUUUUAUGUAAGUACUUAUAAAUCUUAAACUGUGAAAAUUAUGUUUAUUGGGAAUUGCAAACACACGGGUCUUAUAUGUUUAUUGUUUAGAACCCAGAGGAAUUGUAAAUGUUGUAAUGCAUAGAUAUAUAUAGUAUUAUUUUUGGUACAAUUACAUAUUGUAAAUUUAAUUUUAUUUGAAUUGGCAGUUAAUGGUUUCUUAAAUAAUUAUAUGUCAAGAUUAUCAAGUAAGCCAUUGGUGAUCAAAUACAUUAACUGUGAAUGUAAUAAGUCUAAAAUGUAUUUUCCAGUUGCCAUGGUGACUGUUGCAAACGGUUCUUACUUAUAUAUGUAGACAAAUUGUAUUUGAAGUUUGCUUUUUCCAGUUUUUUUUUUUUAAACUUGUUCAAGUGGGUUCUGAAUACUCAUUCAGUAAUGACACACUUUUCACUAACCCAAAAUAUUAAAUUUUAAAAUCGGGGAUUAUCCGAGUUAAUAAAAUUUCAUCAUGAUUACAAAAUGUUCUUUUUAAAACUACAAUAUUUUUCGAAGCAGUAAACAACUUUAAAAAUCUUUAUAGCCAGUAUUUUAUAUACUUAAAUUAAAUUUUGUGCUUUUAAAAUUGAUGUUGUAGAAUAUUGAAAAAACAAAUUAGCCAACAUGUUGCUGAUAUCAUAUUUUUGACAGAAUACUAGUCUAAGUUUGACUGCAUUAUUUUCAAAAAUCAAAAUUACAGUUUUUCUGGUCGUAGAUUAAGUUGCAUGUAGAAAGCGCAUAUUGUUUGAAGUGUGUAUUUAUGAAGACAAAAGUCUGGCACUUUCUUAUCUUUUUUGUGGACUUUCUUAUCUUUUUUGUGUGGACUCAACUCUGCGUAACUCAGGUCACUGAAACACCUUAUACACAUGUACACUCGAUAUUAACAUAUCAUAUAAUUGUCGAACAACUGUUUUUUUUGCCUCAACUACUUGAAAAAACCAUGCACAUUAGCUUGGAGUCCAAAUAGGUGCAGAAAGGUUACUCAUUUUUACGAUUUUACGCCAAGCAUUGAUACUGCCACUCUAAACCUGUGUGUAAUAGACUAGAAACCUUUGACUUGUAUGAUCAUCCUGAUUAAACUUAUUAUGCAACCUUGGUGACAAAAGAAGGCAUAUUUUGUGUGUUAAGAUUUCUGAUUGUUUUUUAACAGUGCAUAAGUAACUCCUGAAUGGAAAAUAUAAUAGGGCAUUGUUACAUUGCAUUUCAAAAUUUGAUAUUGAUCAUGUUUUCUCUUUUUGAUGAAGCAUUAUGGACCUUUAUGUUUAAUUUACAUUUAUUAAAGUUCUUACAAGUAUACUGUUUGUUUUAAGCCAGUUUCUAGGGUAUUUUUUGGUGCAUUUUCUACUCAGUAAUUUUUUAAGUUUUUUGAGAGUCUUUCGUCUUGGAGACAUAUAUAUUGAUCUCUGUUUGUCUGUCUGUCAGCCAAUUCCUCUGUAUUAAAUGUGAGGCAUAAUUGUACUGUUUGAAAAACUAAAAUAAAAUAAAAACAGCUUUAUGAAAGAAUUAUCUGGCAUUUUAAAAUACUUAUGCCAUCUGUAAAUGAUGUAGGCAAGUUCUGUUAAUUAAGUGUUACUCAAACAAUAAAAAUGACAUAUAAAUUUGGAUUUUUUACAUUAUCUUACUCUAAGCAUUAAAAAGCUGAAUGUGAGGACACUGUCUUUUAAGAGUAGAAAGUUCUUGAUAUGAUGGUUACCACAACAGACUGUGAGUCACAAAUAUGUCUGACAUAUCAUGGGCCCAAGUUUAUAAAAUAAAAGUUUGAAGACCAGUCUUGCGAAGAAAGCCUGUCACUGGUCAAUGGUCAAUUUUAUGACUGAUUUAAGAAUCAACCAAUGGCAUGCUUGACAUUUUAGACUGGUCACCAUCUUUCGAUUCUUAUAUCCUGUACGGCCAUGGUACAUAUAUAUUUUAUUGAAAGUGUAUAUUUUCGAUGGUUAUUGUUAUUAUACCAAGGUUGAUAUUGAUGUUAAUAAAGUAUUGUUUAAGCACAA